AUGUGUCUUGAAUCCGCCAGAGCCGGUGCUGGUGAAACCGGAUCAUCCUCAAACACUGUUGACCCAGCUGUUCGAGAUGCGUUGCGAGUCUACGUUCCCCGGGGAUCCGCAAUGUGUGCCGAUGCAUUCGAUCUCAUGAUGACUGCUCUGCCGCUGCCCAUAAUCCACCACAGCAUGAGGGUGUUUCUGUUUGCCAAUUGGUUGGCCCGAAAGGAGCAGAGUUGGUGGGCGGACACCGAUGCUCUGUUUGUGGCAUGCAUCUGCCACGAUUUUGGUGCGUCCCAUCUACACGACGGUCCACAGCGUUUCGAGGUUGAGGGUGCGGACGUCGCGGCGGACCUCCUUCGGAAGCAUCACAACUCCGAGCAAGAUGCUCAUGAGGUCUGGACAGCUGUAGCGCUACAUACGUCUGCGGGAAUAGCUGAACGCAUCGCUCCGUUAUCGAGGCUUGUCAGACUCGGUGUCCUAAUAGAUUUCCGGCCUCCAACGCGACAAGAGUUGGGCGCCGUAUCAUUUGCAGAGGAGAUCGAGUCCAAAUUACCACGGCUUGACAUUGAGAUGAUACUUGGCGAUGCCGUCGUCGCACAGGCUGUGCGGAAUCCGAAGAAAGCACCUCCAGCCUCGUGGCCUGGCAUUCUCUACAAGGCAUAUCUAGAGCAUCCUGAGAGGGGAGGAGUUAAUCCUGCCUUUUAA
Exophiala spinifera is the source of this 693-nucleotide messenger RNA. RefSeq lists its product as uncharacterized. The record is from RefSeq and is a predicted model, not a curated record. The transcript has a single exon. Bases 1 to 693 code for a protein of 230 amino acids. Lineage: Eukaryota; Fungi; Ascomycota; Eurotiomycetes; Chaetothyriales; Herpotrichiellaceae.